ACCACUCAUAAUACCAGUGCUGGUACUCGUACCGGUACUUAUCAAGCGUCGGGCACCACCUCACCACACCAAACGAAAGGCCUGUCCUGUCCAAUCCUGUCCAAUCCUGUCCUUUUUCCUCUUGCCGGUAGGUGAGUACAGUACAGGCACCAGCCGGGGCCACCCUCCAAUCCCUACACAUCCACAUCUCUUAACCCCUGCCCACCAUCCAGUCCCUCCCACUCACUCCCUUUGCGCCCUCUUGCCCUUCCUUGCCCACCCCAACGCGGGGCCCCACCUUGUCUUAGACACCUCAUAUCUAACAGCCAACAGGGCCUUAUCAGGUCCAGCCUCGCCCUCUGCGGUACCGGUACUGCGAGUACUCACCGGUACGGUACUCUUCUGUGGUAUUCGUGCACACAAUGAUAGAGAACUGUACCAACUGUACCGGUACGGCAAUCGGAAGAGUGGAGGGAAAGAACUGAGCCAAGGGGAAAAAAACAAAAAAAAUAGGGAAAACAUAGUAUCAUACAAAACAAAAAGUUACCUUGUCCUCCUCCUCACAUAGGGG
Molecule: messenger RNA, 550 nt
Organism: Tuber aestivum (summer truffle)
Lineage: Eukaryota; Fungi; Ascomycota; Pezizomycetes; Pezizales; Tuberaceae
Source: the annotation of a GenBank genome assembly